AUGGAGUCUUGUUCAUUAUCGACUGAUGCAUCAACGUCGAACACUGAAUUCAAAAAGGUAUUCCCCGGUGAUCGCCUAUUCGCAAUUUCAGAGGAUCUAAGAGCCGGCAUUGGUACUUAUGAAUUAUUUGGGCAUAUAUAUGCAUCUCUAGCUGGCAUCGUCCAUGUCUUGCCCGGAACUGAGUGCAGUAAAGAAGUAAGAACAGUUGAAGUACGGAAGAAUAACGAAAUUCAACAUCAUAUUGUGCCAUAUAUAGGAGGUAUUGUUACAGCCAAGGUGCUGAACAUUGGUGUUAACUUUGCGAAGUGUGGUAUCGUUUGUGUUGAUACUUCAAUGCUCUCGCAUCAGUUCAGUGCUGUUUUGAGACGAGAAGAUAUCAGCAGUGAUCAGCGAGAUAAAAUCCAACUUGCAGAAAGCCAAACAAUAAUAUUUCAGACAGAACUAUAUAUGUGUAUUCAGCCGGGUGAUGUGAUAUUAGCUCGAGUGAUUGGAUUUGGUGAAUCACAAACAACGUUUGUUUUAAGUAUAGCCGAGGAUGAGUUAGGUGUUGUUAGUGGCAAAGGGGAUCACGGUGAACGCAUGAUACCGUGUUCAUUCACUCAUCUCAAGUCUACUCUAACGAACGAUACGCAAACUCGCAAAAUCGCUAAAAUACCUAAUCUUAAUUCUCAAUUCGCAUUCAACAAUAUCAACAUUUCGAAAAAUUGA
Messenger RNA from Anisakis simplex (herring worm), 708 nucleotides. NCBI's taxonomy places the organism in Eukaryota, Metazoa, Nematoda, Chromadorea, Rhabditida, Anisakidae. The record is from the annotation of a GenBank genome assembly.